AUGAACACAGCUGCUACUGAAACCGUUCAAUUAGCCAAAGUUACCGAAGUACUCUGCCGUACUGGUUCCCGUGGUGCCGUCACUCAAGUCCGUGUUGAGUUUUUAGGUACUGCCCAAGGUAAAGAAAGAACUUUAUUAAGAAACGUUAAAGGUCCAGUCAGAAAAGACGAUAUCUUAUGUUUACUCGAAACUGAACGUGAAGCUCGUAGACUCCGUUAA
Messenger RNA from Dictyostelium discoideum AX4, 219 nucleotides. RefSeq names its product 40S ribosomal protein S28 (gene rps28). The transcript is spliced from 3 exons. Gene Ontology annotation, biological process: translation. The record is from RefSeq and is a predicted model, not a curated record. Lineage: Eukaryota; Evosea; Eumycetozoa; Dictyosteliales; Dictyosteliaceae. Gene Ontology annotation, cellular component: ribosome. Gene Ontology annotation, molecular function: structural constituent of ribosome. Bases 1 to 219 code for a protein of 72 amino acids.